AUGCCUAUCGCGAAGCUGAAUAUCGACACCGUGCGCCUACUCGGUUCUUCUGUCACGAUCUCAGACCCCCCAUCCCUUGUCAAGGAGCUCCUCGACAACGCGAUAGAUGCCGGCACAACGACUAUAGAGGUGCUGAUCUCGCCCAACACCGUCGACAGAAUCCAUGUGCGGGACAAUGGCGCCGGUAUACCGGCUGAGGACCUCGCGUCACUAGGCAAGAGAGCGCACACGAGCAAGCUACGCUGCUUCGAGGACCUGGUGGGAACACGUACGUUGGGAUUCCGCGGAGAGGCACUCGCAAGUGCCAAUGCCGUGUCUAAAGGAGGCUUGACGAUCACGACAAAGACCGGUGCGGAUAGCGUCGCUACGAGAGUGAAGCUCAACCCACGAGGGGGCGGCGUGGCAGAGCAGAAGCCAGUCCCCGCGCCGCAAGGGACCACGGUACUGGUGGAGGGAUUGUUCGACAACAUUGCAGUCCGUAAGCAGCAGGCCAUCAAGGAGAGCCGAAAGGCCCUGGCAAGAACAAGGGACCUGUUGCUGUCUUAUGCUUUGGCUAGACCUCAUGUGAAGUUGAACCUCAAGGUCCCAGGAGAACCGAAGCAACAAUGGUCGUAUUCGCCUGGGCCGAACCCCACGGCCAAGCACGCCGUCAUGCAGCUUCUGAGCAAAGAAGUGAGCGCGCAGUGUGCGGUUGUCCAGAAGAAGUGGGUUCUUGAAACAGCUGGCUCUACGAAACCGGAUGAGCAGCCUACCAUCUCUGUCGACGCAGUACUCCCAAGUACAGGUUGUGACGAGGCCGCGAUUAGAGGAAAAGGCGCAUUCAUGUGUAUUGACUCACGCCCCAUGACGUCUACACGAGGUACCGGUCGCAAAAUUAACAGCCUUUUCAAGAGUCAUUUCAACAAAGCCAUGGGGAGGAGCGUUGCAGCCCCCUUCAUGCAGCUUAGUAUCCAGUGUACUGUUGGGGCUUACGACCCUAACAUUGCCCCCCUGAAGGACGAGGUCCUGUUCACGGACGAGCAGAAAAUCCUGGACUGCCUAGAAGAGCUCUGUUCCAACUUUUAU
Emericellopsis atlantica is the source of this 1065-nucleotide messenger RNA. RefSeq names its product histidine kinase-like ATPase. Gene Ontology annotation, biological process: mismatch repair. Gene Ontology annotation, molecular function: ATP-dependent DNA damage sensor activity; ATP binding; ATP hydrolysis activity. The annotation marks the transcript as partial. Lineage: Eukaryota; Fungi; Ascomycota; Sordariomycetes; Hypocreales; Bionectriaceae. The record is from RefSeq and is a predicted model, not a curated record. The transcript has a single exon. Gene Ontology annotation, cellular component: MutLalpha complex.